GGUUGCCGUCUUCAAAAGCUCUUAUCCCUAGAGGAAACAACCCCGUUGCAGCUCCGUCCAAACUCAAAAAUGGCGAAGCCAAUAUCGAUCCAAGUGUGGAACCCUAGCGGGAAGUACCGAGUUGUAAGUACCAAAUCCAUGCCCGGAGAUCGGUGGAUUCGUCUCUUGACUGACCAAGACUGCCGCGUCGAGAUAUGCACCGAGGAGAAAACUAUACUAUCGGUGGAUGACAUUCUUACUCUGAUCGGGGAUCGGUGCGACGGAGUAAUUGGACAGUUAACGGAGGACUGGGGUGAGGUGUUGUUCUCUGCACUGAAGAGAGCCGGAGGAACCUCUUUCAGUAACAUGGCUGUUGGGUACAAUAAUGUCGAUGUCAGUGCCGCUAACAAAUACGGGGUUGCUGUUGGGAACACCCCUGGAGUUCUGACAGAGACCACGGCAGAAUUGGCUGCUGCGCUUUCACUAACAGCUGCCAGAAGAAUAGUUGAAGCAGAUCAGUUCAUGAGAGCUGGCUUAUAUGACGGAUGGCUUCCUCAUUUGUUUGUUGGAAACUUACUCAAAGGGCAGACAGUGGGAGUGAUUGGAGCUGGUCGUAUCGGGUCUGCGUACGCUAGAAUGAUGAUUGAGGGUUUCAAGAUGAACCUCAUAUACUAUGACCUGUAUCAGGCCACAAGACUAGAGAAGUUCGUGACAGCAUAUGGACAGUUCCUACAAGUAAAUGGUGAACAACCUGUUACAUGGAAACGAGCUGCUACCAUGGAGGAUGUGCUUAGAGAAGCCGAUGUAAUAAGUCUUCAUCCUGUGCUGGACAAGACUACAUAUCACCUCAUAAACAAAGAGAGACUGGGUAUCAUGAAGAAGGAAGCAGUGCUGGUGAAUGCAAGUCGAGGACCAGUGAUUGAUGAAGCUGCUUUGGUUGAACAUCUGAAAGCAAACCCUAUGUUCCGGGUCGGUCUUGAUGUUUUUGAGGAUGAACCAUUAAUGAAACCUGGUCUUUCUGAGCAGAAAAAUGCAGUUGUUGUUCCACACAUUGCUUCUGCCUCGAAGUGGACGCGUGAAGGAAUGGCCACCCUUGCCGCUUUAAAUGUUCUUGGAACGAUAAAAGGAUACCCGGUUUUGGGUGAUCCAAACAGCAUGGAUAAGUUCUUGGACGAGAGCUCUCCUGUUCCUGCAGCAUGUCCAAGCAUUGUUAACGCCAAACAACUUGGUUUGCAAAUUUCAAAUCUGUGACGCAAUGCAAGAUGGGCUCGUGCAGACUGCAGAUGAAAGUCUUUUAUAUUCGCAUUUCUUAUCGAAUCAUAUCUAAGGACAAUUUUAGUCGUUGAUAUUCAUAAAUCAAAAUUGUCCAAAUCUCUAGUUGUGGGGUUUUGAAUGAAAUCCAGCCCGAGCUUCCAAAUUGACAUU
This is a messenger RNA of Zingiber officinale, 1404 nucleotides long. Its product is annotated as glycerate dehydrogenase HPR, peroxisomal-like. Bases 70 to 1230 code for a protein of 386 amino acids. The transcript has 13 exons. The record is from RefSeq and is a predicted model, not a curated record. NCBI's taxonomy places the organism in Eukaryota, Viridiplantae, Streptophyta, Magnoliopsida, Zingiberales, Zingiberaceae. Gene Ontology annotation, cellular component: cytosol. Gene Ontology annotation, molecular function: NAD binding; glyoxylate reductase (NADPH) activity; hydroxypyruvate reductase [NAD(P)H] activity.